Messenger RNA from Folsomia candida, 1220 nucleotides. RefSeq names its product short-chain dehydrogenase/reductase ARMGADRAFT_1018421. The record is from RefSeq and is a predicted model, not a curated record. Bases 235 to 1029 code for a protein of 264 amino acids. The transcript is spliced from 3 exons. NCBI's taxonomy places the organism in Eukaryota, Metazoa, Arthropoda, Collembola, Entomobryomorpha, Isotomidae.
GUGUAAAGUCCAGAGAAUAACCGGCAACGAGUUAUAGUACAUUUAUCUCGUACUCAACUUUGUACAUAUAUUUAUUUCAUGCAGCUGGAUACAGAAUCUGGAUGGAAAUAUAUAGAGUUACCUUUUACCUUACUUACUAAUUACUAUACUUUUGCAGCAUUUACUCAAGUUGAAAUUUUUACUUUCUUGAGGAGCUCAUCAAUAUUUAAGCUAUAUGUAUUAUUGUGAGAAAAUAUGCAACGAGUCAUUCCACUAGUUUGUUUCACCACAAAAAGACAGUUUUCCUGCACAUUUCCAAGAUUUGCCGGAAAGAAGGCUGCACUUAUCGUGGGGGCUGGAGACAGCACUGGGUCCGCUAUUUCGAGAGCUUUCGCCAAUGAAGGGUUCCACAUUUGUGCCGUUCGUCGCAACAAGGAGAAACUUUCUCCUCUCAUUUCUGAAAUUAGUGGGAAAGGUCAAGGCAUAACAGGACUUGGGGUGGACUGCAGGAAAGAAGACCAAGUUCAAGAGAUGGUUAAACAAAUCGAGACUGACAUUGGUCCAAUCGAGGUCGCAGUGCACAAUAUCGGGGCCAAUGUUCACUUUGGAAUUACUCAAACGACAGCUCGUGUUUACUACAAGGUGUGGGAGAUGGCGUGUUUCUCUGGAUUCCUUGUCGGCAAGGAGGUCGCCACCCGGAUGCGGGAGAGGGGUGCGGGGACAAUAAUUUUUACCGGUGCGACCGCCAGUGUGAGGGGAGGCGUUGGAUUUAGUGCAUUCUCAGGUGCAAAAUUCGGUCUGAGGUCGCUAUCACAAUCCAUGGCGAGAGAGCUGGGACCUGAAGGGAUUCACGUGGCGCAUGUCGUGGUGGACGGAGGGAUUGACACGCCGUUCGUCUUUGAGAAUUUACCAGGAGCUAAGGAAUUAGCCAAGAUUGGAGGACUCCUUAAUCCUGAUGAAAUCGCGCAGAAUUAUAUUCAUUUAUUCAAGCAACCCAAGUCUGCUUGGACACAGGAGAUGGAUCUUCGACCUUAUUGCGAAAAGUGGUAGAUUUGUUCUUCUCUGUUUAAGAUACAUGCGUGUAACUCAAUAAAUUUUGUUUGGAAUAUGGCUAAUCGAAUUUCUGUAUAAUUCGUUACAUGAAGUCAAAUUUUGUACAGGAAUUUCAUAAUGACCGAAACAAACAUAAUUACAUAUUUCCAUUAAUUAAUAAAGAGAUUUAUUUUCAGUAAAAAGCCUUA